UUUUGAUGGUUCAUUCCUGCUGAGUGACAUUGAAAGGUCACAUACCUUACCCAAUAAAAAUAUCUCUACCGAAAUCCCAGUUAUGGAAUUGCGUUUCGUUCAGAUCAUAGCCUGUGGAUUUCUUCUCAAUCAGCUCUUGUGAAGAGACUAGUUGGAUUAUCUAAAGCUCAGGAGGUAUAUCAAUUAACAAGUAGCGCCAUUGCGUGUGUAAUCAGUUCAUAAGUAAAUGCAUGGAUGGGAGAGAAGCGAUGGCGUUACCUGGGUCUGCAUCGUAUUAUAUACAGCAGCAGCAGCAGCAACAGAGAGGGGUAGCUGGAUCGGGGCAUGGAACUCAGACUGGGUUGCAUGGAUCGCUUGGUAUUCGUCCAUUGUCUAACCCAACCAUGCCGAUGCAAUCACAUAUUGGUGGCAGUUCCGCUGGAUCCGCGCUACAAGUAGAGCCCUCGUCGGCCAUUUCACCUCAUAGCAGUAACGUCAGUGUUCCAGGUACAACUGGGGCGCCGCAAGGAGAGCCCGUUCGAAGGAAAAGGGGUAGGCCUCGGAAGUACGGCCCUGAUGGCACCGUGUCGCUGGCAUUGUCUCCCGUGUCCACCUCUGCUCCUCCAUCCUCUUCGAUCUCACCAACCCAGAAGCGGGGUAGAGGACGGCCACCCGGGACUGGCAGGAAGCAACAAUUAGCUUCUCUUGGUGAAUGGCUCUCUGGUUCUGCUGGAAUGGGUUUUACUCCACAUAUCAUCACCGUUGCAGUAGGGGAGGACAUUGCUACAAAAAUAAUGUCAUUUUCACAACAAGGGCCGAGGGCCGUGUGCAUCCUUUCAGCCAAUGGUGCUGUAUCUACAGUGACACUCCGUCAGCCUGCAACUUCUGGAGGGACUGUCACAUAUGAGGGUCGUUUUGAGAUAUUAUGUUUAUCGGGAUCUUAUAUGCUCACUGACAAUGGUGGCUCCCGCAGCCGAACUGGUGGUCUUAGCAUCUCCCUUUCUAGUCCUGAUGGUCGUGUCAUUGGAGGUGGAGUUGGAGGAAUGCUGGUUGCAGCAAGCCCAGUUCAGGUGAUAGUGGGUAGUUUUGUGUAUGGUGGUUCAAAGUCGAAGAACAAGACCAAAGCUGGUCCAGAAACGGGUGCAGAUUCUGAUAAGCCAACAGGUGAUAAAUCGACCACGCCAACAAAUGCCUCUCCCAUUCAAACUCUGACCCCUACUCCUUCAAUGACUGGGUGGCCUGUUUUGGGGUCUCGCCCGAUGGAUAUGAGGAAUUCCCACAUUGAUAUUGACUUGACACGUGGAUGACAGUUUUAGCCAUGCACGUGGCGAAUGUGUAUAUGUAAAGGUGGAAAUGUAAGCUUAGGUGGCUAUCUUGUUUCAGACUCUUCUCAUUGACUAACAAAGUGUUUCUGUCCAUGUGAUUUGGUUCUGGCUCGCAUGUAUCUGUGGGCCUAUAUGAGAACCAUACAUGGACAACAAGUCCUAAUCAAAUGAGUUUUACAAAUCUUAGUUGUGGUUC
This is a messenger RNA of Telopea speciosissima, 1500 nucleotides long. Its product is annotated as AT-hook motif nuclear-localized protein 9-like. Gene Ontology annotation, molecular function: minor groove of adenine-thymine-rich DNA binding. The coding region runs from base 231 to 1286 and encodes 351 amino acids. The transcript is spliced from 5 exons. The record is from RefSeq and is a predicted model, not a curated record. NCBI's taxonomy places the organism in Eukaryota, Viridiplantae, Streptophyta, Magnoliopsida, Proteales, Proteaceae.